AUGAACAGAGGUAGCUUGUGUCCUAAUCCCAUCUCCCUCCCUCCUCCUGAGCAAUCCAUCUCCAAAUUCCUAACACAGAGUGGAACGUUCAAGGAUGGAGACCUUCAAGUGAACAAAGAUGGAAUCCAGACAGUAUCUCAGUCUGAGCCUGGAGCUCCACCUCCUGUUGAGCCAUUAGACAACCAGUUGAGUUUAGCGGAUCUAGAAGUGAUCAAAGUCAUUGGCAAAGGAAGCAGUGGUAGUGUUCAGUUGGUUAAACACAAACUAACUCAACAGUUUUUCGCACUUAAGGUUAUUCAGUUAAACACAGAAGAAUCGACAUGCAAGGCAAUUUCUCAAGAGCUGAGGAUAAACUUGGCCUCGCAAUGUCCAUAUCUAGUCUCAUGUUAUCAAUCUUUCUACCAUAACGGUCUCGUUUCAAUCAUCUUGGAGUUCAUGGACGGAGGAUCUCUUUUGGAUUUGUUGAAGAAAGUCGAGAGAGUUCCUGAAAACAUGCUCGCUGCCAUCUGCAAGCGAGUACUCCGAGGGUUGUGCUAUAUUCACGAUGAGAGAAGAAUCAUUCAUAGGGACUUGAAGCCUUCCAACUUGCUAAUCAAUCAUAGAGGUGAAGUCAAGAUCACAGACUUUGGUGUCAGCAAGAUCUUGUCUAGCACAAGCAGUCUAGCUAAUACUUUUGUGGGCACACACUACUAUAUGUCGCCAGAGAGAAUCACUGGAAAACUAUAUGGGAACAAGAGUGAUAUAUGGAGCUUGGGACUGGUUCUGCUCGAAUGUGCAACGGGUAAGUUUCCGUAUACUCCUCCUGAACACAUGAAGGGAUGGACUAGCGUCUAUGAGCUAGUUGACGCUAUUGUUGAAAACCCGCCUCCUCGUGCACCUUCCCACCUCUUUUCUCCAGAGUUUUGCUCCUUCAUCUCGCAAUGUGUACAAAAAGAUCCAAGAGACAGAAAAUCAGCAAAGGAGCUUUUGGAACACAAGUUCGUGAACAUGUUUGAAGAUUCGAAUGUGAAUCUUUCGUCUUAUUUCACCGCCGCAGGAUCUUUGAUUCCUCCACUUGCUAACAGCUAG
Molecule: messenger RNA, 1068 nt
Organism: Eruca vesicaria subsp. sativa (arugula)
Lineage: Eukaryota; Viridiplantae; Streptophyta; Magnoliopsida; Brassicales; Brassicaceae
Source: the annotation of a GenBank genome assembly